This is a messenger RNA of Rattus norvegicus (Norway rat), 2115 nucleotides long. The record is from RefSeq and is a predicted model, not a curated record. Lineage: Eukaryota; Metazoa; Chordata; Mammalia; Rodentia; Muridae.
ACGUGGCCUUUAGAAAGUGGCUUUUGUGUGCCGCGGAGAAACCUGGUCUCAGAUGCCAGCCCAGCCGGAACAUCUUCAGGCUCAUUAAUUAUGGAGGCGUCUGACAGGGGCAGCUUCCCUUGCUUUGUUUCCACGGUAGAUGAAAGGGGACAUGGAUCUUUCUGUUUUGCCCAAUAACAACCACCCUGACAAAUUCCUGCAGCUUGACGUGAAGUCUUUAAUGAGGAGCUCAACCCUUCUGCAGGCUAGCCUCGCGAGAUUUCCGGGUGGAAAUUAUCCCGCUACACAGCACUGGCAAAACCUUGUCUACUCACAGGCUCCUUGGGACCUAUGUCAUGAGAUCAUUCAGAGUCAGAGACACUCAGAUGAUUAUAGCCCUGGGGCUUCUCAGAGGAAAUCUGUGAGGUGGAGUGAAAAGCCAGCGGGAGAAAAGAACAUUGCUACUCAACGAAUCAAGGGAUUUGGUGGGGAGAACCCAGUCCUUCCUGAAAGCCCUCCCGCAUCCAUGUCUUCAGUGAUGAAGAACAACCCGUUGUAUGGUGACGUGAGUUUGGAAGAAGCCAUGGAAGAACGGAAAAAGAAUCCUUCAUGGACCAUUGAGGAAUACAACAAGCACUCUGUGCAUUCCAAUCUCUCUGGACAUCUGAAGGAAAACCCCAAUGACCUGCGCUUUUGGUUGGGGGACAUGUAUACUCCAGGCUUUGACACUUUGCUGAAGAAGAAAAAGAAACGCAACAAGCGAUCAAAAUUAUGUCACAUGGGUCUGAUUUUACUCGUCGUGUCCUCCAUCCUGGUUACCGUAGUGACUCUCAGCGCUUUAUUCGCUUAAGGAAAUUGCAAGCCCACCUUUGAAGCUCUAAAACGCCUUCUAAAUAUUUGCAGGAAAAUCUGUGCGUCGUGAACAUCUGCCUUGUUAACUAUGUGACUAAAUGCCACUGCCCUUUAGACGUGAGCGUUGCCUGUAUUAUGUUGGCCUCUCUGCUUUGUUCUGUGAAACCUGUGUGUUAUUCCAGUCUGGGUCUGUCCUUUGUGAAGCAGGUAUUUCAGAGGCUCACAGUAGAAAAAGUUACUCCACACAGUCACAACCAAGCUUAGAUAACAGACUGCAUCAAGUGCUGGCAGCUGCUUGUCUUGUGCUUACCUGGUUUUCACAUCAGUCCUCCUUCUCCUCCUCUUUCUCCUCCUCCUCCUCUUCUUCCUCCUCCUCCUCCUCCUCCACCUCCUCCACCUUUUCCUCCUCCUCCUCCUGAUCCUCCUCCUUCUCCUUCUCUUCCUCCUCCGGGCACUGUGGAAGCUGCAGCCUGUCUACUCGUGACAGGAAGAAGGGUGACAGGAAGCCUUCUGGUGAGCUAUCCACAGUUUAGAUCUGUUUUACCUUCUUUUAUCUCUGCUAAAGUUAAAGGGGGAUAAAGUGGGAGGGAGGCAUUGUUCAAACCUAUUGUAAUUUCCCCGGGGAAUCCUUUAUGGUGACCCAAAUUGAUGUUGGUGUUUUAGCUGAAACAAACUUGGUCAGCCAGGGCAGCGGUGGCAUAAUCAAUUACAUACAUUAUAUCCAGUCAUGCUGGUGGAUUGAUAGAAACUGGCAAGUGUGACCUCUAGUGGCAGUGGGUACAUGUUUACCAGAAAUAGGGGAUGGGGCCCUGGCAAGACUCCAGGAAUGUUGCCAUCUCUGAACAUCCAACGGAAUGACAGUUAGGCCUGAACAAAAGGUUGUCAGAGAAGGGAGCUAGCUGGCUUAAGGGUUCCAUAAGAAAUGGAAGGGAAGAGCAGUUGGCUCCUAACUGUAGCUUUUCCCUCAGUGGGGAGGUCAUUUUCUUUGUGUAUUGAUGGCCUUCUGGGUGCAGGUACCUGGGAACAAGCCCCAGGAUACGAAGAACCAAAGUGUAUGUCUUCUCCCCCUCCCCCCGGGACAUUCUAGCCCAGGGCUGGCUCUCAGUGCCACUCCUAAUGUUAUUUAGUGUGAAAUAAGGCUUUUCUUCUUCCCAAAGAGUGCUGUCCUCUCGUGCCCUGUGAUAACGCCUUACUAUCUCGCUCUACUGCUCAUAAAAAUACUUGAAGUAAAGUACAUGAAAAUGGGGGUUUGCUGGACAAUAAAUUGUUGUGUACAAAGCAAAA